Messenger RNA from Miscanthus lutarioriparius, 1206 nucleotides. NCBI's taxonomy places the organism in Eukaryota, Viridiplantae, Streptophyta, Magnoliopsida, Poales, Poaceae. The record is from the annotation of a GenBank genome assembly.
AUGGUCAAGCGGGACCUGCUCGCGCGCUGCAUGACGUGCCCGCUCUGCCGCGGCCUCCUCCGCGACGCCACCACCAUCUCCGAGUGCCUCCACACGUUUUGCAGAAAGUGUAUAUAUCAGAAGUUUGAUGAUGAGGAAGUAGAAUGCUGCCCAGUAUGUAAAAUUGAUCUUGGCUGCACACCUACUGAGAAGCUUAGAGCCGAUCACAGCUUACAAGAUGUAAGAUCAAAACUUUUUCCAUUCAAAAGAAAGAAGAUUAAUGCAGAAGAAGUUCCAUCUAGUAUUUCACUUCCCACUAAAGUUAAAGAAAGAUCUAUCUCUUCAUUAGUCGUCGAUACACCUAAAGUAAAACCAACAGGCUUGACUGGACGGCGAACAAGAGCAGUUGCCAGAAAAGCUGCUGCCGCCGCCGCCGCCGCUGCCUUGCAUGAACUUGGUCCAAUUAUUGAAGAUCCUGUGAAAAAGGAAGUUGAUAGUUGUGACAGUCAUUCUCACAAUUCAAAUUUGCCUGCUAAUUCAAGCAAAGCACCACAAACAAGAAGACAGAUACCACCUAAUGCGGAGGCAUCUAACCAUUCCUCCAACAAAGACACUGAAGGUGAUAGCAAGGAUGAGUUGGCAGAUAAGUCUGAACUCUGGCGUCCUUUAAAUUGUUUAGUAGAAGCUGCGAACAGGACAAAAUCCUUUAGCAAAGCAAAGGCAAGGGAGAAUCUGGAGAAGUCCAAAACUGAGGAUGACAAAAAAGAUGUUCCCACGCCACCAGUGCUGCCAAAAAGAAGAGCUCAAGGUACUGCACGGAAGAGGAAAGAUCUUCAAGCUCCAACAGAUGUGAAGCCCGAUGCUGCAGCUGCUCAGAGUGCAAAGAAGUUCAGCUCUGUAUGGUUUUCAUUGAUUGCCUCGUUUGACCAGCAGGGAGAUCCACCUUUACCACAGAUUCCUUCCCACUAUUUACGAAUAAAAGACGGAAAUGUCCCUGCUUCAUCCAUCCAAAAGUACCUCAUGCAGAAGCUCAGUCUUCCAAGUGAGUCUGAGGUGGAAAUAAAGUGUUGCGAGCAGCCAGUGAACCCUUCACAACCUCUGUGCAAUUUAGUAGAGCUGUGGCUGAAGGGAAGAGCGACACAGACAACUCAGACCAUGACCGGUUCGUCCGCUAAAGAGUUUGUAAUGGUGCUAACAUACGGACGGCCAAAGGCCCCUGCAAUGUGA